CUUCAGAUCUGGUCAUCUCUCUCUUAUGCUGUCUCUCUUUCUCUCUAUCUAGUUCUUCAUCUUCUACACCAUGAAUAAGGGGUUGUAACAAGUAGUAGCAAGAAGCAAGAGCAACCUUCUAACUCGUCCUUGUUUUGUAUUUUUUUAACCGGUGAUUUUCGUGUUCCGAUGGGUAACGGGAUAGGGAAGUUAACGGUGUGCUUCACCGGCAACGGUGGCGGGGGUCGUCGGAAGCAGGACAUAUCCAUUUUAAUAACGGAGCCGUUAGACGAGGGACUGGGUCACUCUUUCUGCUAUGUUCGACCCGACCCGACACGGAUAUCGUCGUCGAAGGUUCACUCUGAGGAAACGACGACGUUUAGAACAAUCUCAGGCGCAUCAGUGAGCGCGAACACGUCGACACCGUUGUCGACGGCGUUCGUGGACCUCUACUCGUACGGUUGCAUAGACAGAGCCGCGGCGUUCGAAAGUUCAACCUCGUUCGCUUCGCUUCCUCUUCAACCGAUUCCGAGAAACCUCAUGAAUUCCGGUCCCUUUUCCGGAAACCUUGGUGGUGGCGGCGGUAGUGGAUUUCCGGUUUCGGGUCCUUUGGAAAGAGGGUUCAUGUCGGGUCCGAUCGAGCGCGGGUUUAUGUCGGGUCCAAUCGAUCGCGGGUUGUUUUCGGGUCCGAUGGAGAGGGAUGGAUCGGAUCAGUUUCAGAGAAGCUUCUCGCAUGGCGGUUUAGGGCUUGGAUUGAGAGCGAGAACGAGGAAGGGGCGGUGGAUUCGAGUUCUUCAGCGGGCAAUUUCGAAGACUCUGUCUCGGGGGCAGAACUCGAUCGUUGCUCCGAUCAAAGGGGUGGUGGUGAAGGAGCCGGAGUGGAUGGUUGCGGCGGCGGAGAAGCACAAUGAGAAUUUGAGUGUGAAUUUGAGCAGUGAGGGUAGUUUAGAAGACGAUGAUUCAAUGGAAAGUCAAAACCUUCAAUGGGCUCAGGGGAAAGCAGGGGAGGAUCGUGUCCACGUUGUGGUGUCUGAGGAACACGGUUGGGUUUUCGUGGGGAUCUAUGAUGGUUUCAAUGGUCCUGAUGCACCUGAUUAUUUGCUCUCCAAUCUCUACACCGCCGUGCACAAGGAACUGAAGGGAUUGUUGUGGGAUGAUGGGUCUGCAUCCGAGAAUUCGAUGCUUCUCACUGGUGUUGAUGUUGGUUUGAAAGAGGACACGUUUGUGGGAGAUUUAGAUGCUUGUUCUCAGUGUGUUGAACGAGAGAAUAAUCGUCCUUGUCCAAGUGGGGAUGCGGUUUUGAAGAGUAAAAGGGUUAAGAGUUCAAAGAUCAAGUACAAAGGUGCUGCCAAGAAAUGGGAGGAGAAUCAAAGGAGGUGGAAGUGUGAAUGGGAUAGGGAAAGGUUAGAGCUUGAUAGAAGAUUGAAGGAGCAGCUAUGUUUGAGUCGAUCUGGGUCUGGUGGUGCCACUUCUAUUAAUCAUUCCGAUGUGUUGGAAGCUCUAUCUCGGGCUCUCAGGAAAACUGAGGAGUCUUAUCUGGAUAUUGCGGAUAAGAUGGUCAUGGAGAAUCCUGAACUUGCUUUGAUGGGUUCUUGUGUUCUUGUGAUGUUGAUGAAGGGGGAGGAUGUUUACGUGAUGAAUGUUGGGGAUAGUCGAGCCGUGUUGGCUCAAAAGGCUGAGCCUGAUUAUUGGCUUGGGAAAAUUAGGCAGGACUUGGAAAGAAUCAAUGAAGAGACAAUGAAUGAUCUUGAAUCGUGGGAUGUUGAUACGUCCAACUUGGUUCCAAGUCUAAGUGCUAUUCAGCUUACCAAAGAUCAUAGUACAUGUGUUGACGAAGAAGUCCAGAGAAUAAGAAAAGAGCACCCGGAUGAUCCUUGUGCUGUGGUAAAUGAACGUGUGAAGGGUUCUCUCAAGGUUACCCGAGCAUUUGGAGCCGGAUUUCUCAAACAGCCCAAGUGGAACAAUGCACUUUUGGAGAUGUUUAGAAUAGACUACGUAGGGAAUUCUCCUUACAUCAGCUGCCUACCAUAUCUAAAACACCACAGAUUAGGCCCAAAGGACAAAUUUUUGAUUCUAUGCUCCGAUGGGCUCUAUCAGUACUUGUCAAACGAAGAAGCAGUAGCUGAAGUUGAACUUUUCAUCACAUUGCAACCUGAGGGAGACCCAGCUCAGCACUUAGUUGAAGAAGUUUUGUUUCGUGCUGCAAAGAAAGCUGGUUUGGUCUUUCACGAGUUACUUGAAAUUCCACAGGGUGAUAGGCGUCGUUACCAUGAUGAUGUUUCCAUCAUUGUUAUUUCUUUGGAGGGAAGGAUAUGGAGAUCAUGUGUAUAAAUAAAAAUACUGAAAGCCAUAUGUUAUUAUAUAUAUAAAAAGAAGAGGACAUGAGAUAUAUACUGCCGAAGGGUGAGGCAUCCUUUUUGCUGUUUUCUCCCUCACUACUCACCCUUUGUAAAAUACCAACUAAGCUCUUGGAGAGUGCCUAGUUGUGCAAUUCAGUGAGUGGUGAGGAUUGUAAAGUUGUAAAAGCUGGAUUUUGUUGAUUAUAACUCACUUAAAAUUGUAAUUUUUGUAAUAAAAGUCAUUCCUUGAAAACCUUUUAGUCGUGCAGAAAGCACUAUCACCCUCAGUCACUUUGUGCAACUCUGGUUGGCAAAUGGCAUGGCUAGUCAUUUGUGCAUUAGCAUCUUUAUUAUUUUCAAAAUAAAAAUACCCUCAAUAAUAUAUUCCAAAAUGCCUACAAUAAGGUUCAUGCAG
This is a messenger RNA of Abrus precatorius (Indian licorice), 2733 nucleotides long. RefSeq names its product probable protein phosphatase 2C 4. Lineage: Eukaryota; Viridiplantae; Streptophyta; Magnoliopsida; Fabales; Fabaceae. Bases 169 to 2310 code for a protein of 713 amino acids. The transcript has 4 exons. Gene Ontology annotation, biological process: protein dephosphorylation. The record is from RefSeq and is a predicted model, not a curated record. Gene Ontology annotation, molecular function: protein serine/threonine phosphatase activity.